AUGUUGAUGGCAAGGUUGUGCUGGGGAAAGGAAGAGGGGGCAGAGGAGGAAGAGGAGGCAGAGGAGGCAGAGGAGGAGGAGGAGGAAAGAGAUGAACAAAAAGAAGGAAAAAAUCAGGCGAAGAAUGAUCGAAGGGAGUCUGCAUACUGCACCCUACCACCAUUAUCAAAGUUGAUACAGACAGCAUUUUGA
Molecule: messenger RNA, 192 nt
Organism: Botrytis porri
Lineage: Eukaryota; Fungi; Ascomycota; Leotiomycetes; Helotiales; Sclerotiniaceae
Exons: 1
Coding region: 1-192 (63 amino acids)
Source: RefSeq, a predicted model, not a curated record